This is a messenger RNA of Anopheles stephensi (Asian malaria mosquito), 2966 nucleotides long. RefSeq lists its product as uncharacterized. The transcript has 3 exons. NCBI's taxonomy places the organism in Eukaryota, Metazoa, Arthropoda, Insecta, Diptera, Culicidae. Bases 2254 to 2871 code for a protein of 205 amino acids. The record is from RefSeq and is a predicted model, not a curated record.
UCUGCCACAAAAAAUGCUUUUCCUUCGUUUGUGCGCUGGUGGUUCGAAAGCAUGUGGCCGAAAAUAAUCGUUAGCGCACGAUCCGUGCGGGCGCGCGCUAAAUUGUAAGAUUGCUUUACGUGAUCAAAUAUGGGCUUAUGUUUUCCAUUUCGUUCGCUCUCGUUUUCUGCCCCAAGUGGGGGGAAACGAAAACUCGGAAAACGCGGAAAUAUGAAUAAGGCACGCGUGCUUUUGGUGGCCGUUUGAAAUUAGUUGGUAGAGUGGAAAACAGAUCGAUGGCGGAUAAUUUCGACUGAUGAGGUAAUCCGGCAGGAAGAAGGUGAUGAAUGUAUUAACCCGUACCGUGAACAGCUUGAAAAAAAAAUGCUCCAGCAGCCUCAGUGGCAAACCGACGUACUUAUUAUUAUAUUAUACCACGCAUUCAAUGGUGGUGGUCGGCAAAGAUUAAUAAAUUGCGUCGGUAAUAGGUAAUUUCUUCGACACGCACCACACGAAGCCCAAUUUGCAUGGGAAACGGUGUAUCAAUAAAAGCACAGGGUUGGGCCAUUCGGAAUAAAAGUGAAAACUAGUGUAAUGGAUUUUAUUGAAAAUAUAUUAAGUAAACAAAUACCUACUUAUUAGAAAAGUUUUUGGAGGUAUUUUUAUCAAGGCCAUUAAAACGACCUCGAAAGCUGUCAAACCUGUCACAAGGACAAUGACGAACCGAUGAGCGUAUUGCAUACUUUCAGGCGUUCCUGAUGGACUCAAGAGACCUCUAAGUCCUCCAAUGUCCACAUUACUACUGAAGCCAUCCCAUAUCCCGUACAUCUCGAUCAGCAAACAUCGGAUGAUUAUAAUCCCAUUUGAACGUUGAACAGUAGAAAAAAAAUCGUUUAAUAAACAUACAAAUUGUCAGUUAAUUUGAAGUAAUGUCUUUAUGAUUACAUUUAUUCCUUUUUUUCCUCUCCCGCGUUUGUUUUAUUUCAUUUCUAAGCUUAACGCACAGCUCGAUCGUAAUGUCUCUGUCAGUACUUUCGUCGAAAUCAGAGCAAAAGCAUUAAAGCUACCACCGGGGAACAUGAACAACGUGCCACCAAGUCACAAACGAUGUACCAACUAUGGCUGCGCCACUUUUACGCUACUGGUGUUUGCCUUCGCGCUAACAUUACCCUUUGCAGCGGCACAGUUCAACCGAAGGCUCGGAAAAACGAACACUUCGUUCGUUUUGCGUAUCACCAAAAUGGAGUGUAUCGAUGCACCGUACAAACGAUCGCAGCUUAAUUACUGCAAAAUGGUACAGUUCGCUAAUGGUACGGUCGGGUUAAACACUUCCGUUACCAUCCCGAUAGUGCUGAACUACUUCGAGGUGACGGCGAAGUUGUUCUACAAGUACACCACCUACCGGCCGUUCAUGAUCGACUGGAGCAUCGAACUGUGCCAGGCGGAGCGGAUUGGAAAGUUUAAUCCUUCCACUGCGCUGGUGAUGCGCAUCAUUGAGGAGAGCGUCCCGGAAUUCUACUACCCCUGUCCGCACGGUAAUCGAACAUACGCCACCUUUUGGAUGUUCGAAACGAACUACAUCCCAUCAACAUUACCGUCCGGGGAUUAUCGAUUGGAUAUCUACUUCCGCGAAUCGACACGCACGGUCAUAUACGCUAUACAAAUGUACUGUUCGAUGCGUAAGCAGGGGCUUAUUGGUUAAACUGGCGCUACUAGCAGGAUCAAUAAAGCAGUUGAUAGUUUCCUAUAUAAUAUUCCGUAGAACAGCUGCUGUACGUGCUGAGCAUCCCUUUCGUGUCUUCUAUUCCAGGAUAUAAAGACCAGUCGAUCUGCCCACAACGUCUGCCAAAACAGACAGAAUGGGUCACAACAGACAAAAUGGGUUAGAUCUUUCCAAGGUCCUUACCUCCGUGGAUCGUCCACAUGUUUGGUUAGGGCAUUGGAACUUACAUUUCAGAAGUAUGUCACUUCUGGAACAAUAAUUGGAACAUCGACCAGCUUCCUACCAGUACAUUUUCUUGUUAAUGAGAUAAUCCCAUCGGUAUUUUAUACUGAAGCGGACUUGAUCUAUGACUUGACAUGACCUCUACUAUAUGCAAGAUAAGAUCAUUCAUUUGAAUAUUUAAUUUGUAAGAUAAUUGAUUGUCAUUUUCAAUUAAUGAAAAUGUAAAUGAUUCAUUUUACUGCAAAGGCAGACCAAUUCUCUAAUACCCUAACCACUUUGUUCACUCUGUUCCAACGGGGUAGGGGUGUUCCGCUGCCAAUCGCUUCACGAUGCGAUCUUACCCAACCACCAAACAGGUAGCAAACGGGAUACUGUUCUGCCUUUUCGUACAAAUUUGUUUUAUACCGUUGCCGUCGCAUUGUGCUGCCCCGAUGGGCAGAAAAUCCGCGACAGCUAACAUCACGCACAGUCUGCGCAUCACCAAGACGCAAUGCGUCGGUACACCGUACAAGCUUACCCGGCUAAACCACUGCAACAUGGAACAGCACCAGAAUGGCACGAUCAAUCUGAACGUUUCGCUUACCGUGCCGAUCGUGCUUAACUACAUCGAGAUUACGGUGAAGGUGUUCUACAAGUACACCACCUACCGGCCCUUCAUGAUCGACUGGAACAUCGAGCUGUGUCAGGCGUAUCGGUUGGGCAAAGUUGAUCCUUCCGAAGGGUUGGUGUUGAAAAUCAUUGCCGAAACACUGCCGGAAUACUACUAUCCCUGUCCGCAUGGCAAUCGAACGUACGUGACCGCUUGGCUGUUGGACCCGAAGUUUAUUCCCAAAGCGCUACCAUCUGGCAAUUAUCGUCUGGAUAUCUUCUUCCGCGAAUCGUCCAAAACGGUUCUGUUUGGAUUUCAACUGUACGGUGCAAUGCGCAAGCAAGGGCUGGUCGGUUGAGCACACAUUGCUGCGCACACGGUUCCACAUUUUUCUUCUUAUCAAUAAUAUUUGCAAUGGUAAACGGUGAUAAGAGCAAUCAUAAUAAAACAAAA